AUGGGCUGUGAAGUCUCAUUAGUGUGGUGAAUCAUGCUAGGUUUUUCUGCUGUUGUAGGGGAGCUGUAUGUCUCAGAAAGUAAGGGGAGUGACCAGGGUGGAGAUGGGACUGAAGGAAAGCCUUUCAAAACCGUCAUUGCGGCUUUGGCAUUUGCUGGAAAAGAACCAUUUCCAACCAUCUACGUGGACUCACAAACAGAGGGCGGGCGCUGGGCCGUGAUCUCAAAGACCCAGCUGAAGAAUGCGAAAAAACUGUGGCAGAAGGAAAGUGCAAAAGACGAGGCGAAAGAGAGGAGAGAGGCAGAAGACGCCGCAAGACGAGAGAAGAACCUGGAGGAGGCGAGGAAGGUCGUCAUCAAGAACAACCCCAGCCUGCCACAGCCCAAAACGGUAAAGAUUGGCGAGCUGGGAUCGUACCAGGGGCAAAGAGUCAAGGUGUUUGGAUGGGUCCACAGGUUGCGGAGACAAGGAAAGAACCUGCUGUUCAUCGUGCUGAGAGAUGGAACAGGCUUUCUUCAGUCUGUUCUCACGGAUGAGCUGUGUCAGUGCUACAACGGCCUGGUCCUGUCCACUGAAAGUACCGUCGCGCUCUACGGAACUCUGAAACCCGUGCCAGAAGGAAAACAGGCCCCUGGGGGCCACGAGCUGCACUGCGACUUCUGGGAGCUGGUGGGCCUGGCACCAGCAGGGGGCGCCGACAACCUGGUGAACGAGGAGUCGGACGUCGACGUCCAGCUGAACAACCGGCACAUGAUGAUCCGCGGGGAGAACAUGUCCAAGAUCCUGAGAGUGCGCUCCGUGGUCACCCAGUGCUUCAGGGACCAUUUCUUUGACCGUGGAUACUGUGAGAUCACUCCGCCCACCCUGGUCCAGACCCAGGUGGAAGGGGGCUCCACCCUCUUCAAGCUGAACUACUUCGGCGAGGAGGCUUUCUUGACCCAGUCCUCCCAGCUGUACCUGGAGACGUGCAUCCCAGCCCUGGGGGACACCUUCUGCAUCGCAGAGUCCUACCGUGCCGAGCAGUCCCGCACCCGCCGGCACUUGUCCGAGUACACUCACAUAGAGGCCGAAUGCCCCUUCAUUUCAUACGAGGACCUUCUGAGUCGCCUGGAGGACCUGGUGUGUGAUGUGGUGGACAGAGUUCUGAAGUCCCCGGCUGCCCCGCUGCUCUACGACAUCAACCCAGACUUCAAGCCCCCCAAAAGGCCCUUCAAGAGGAUGAACUACACCGACGCUCUCAAGUGGCUGAAAGAACACAAUGUCAAGAAGGACGACGGCACUUUCUACGAGUUUGGAGAGGACAUCCCGGAGGCGCCAGAGAGGUACAUGACGGACACCAUUAACGAGACCAUCCUGCUGUGCCGCUUCCCCGCCGAGAUCAAGUCCUUCUACAUGCAGCGCUGCCCCGAGGACCGCCGCCUCACCGAGUCGGUGGACGUGCUGAUGCCCAACGUCGGAGAGAUCGUCGGAGGGUCAAUGCGUAUCUGGGACGCCAAGGAGCUGCUGGAGGGAUACAAGAGAGAGGGCAUCGAUCCGACCCCCUACUACUGGUACACAGACCAGCGGGUGUACGGAACGUGCCCCCAUGGGGGGUACGGCUUGGGCCUGGAGAGGUUCCUGACCUGGCUCCUGAACAGGCACCACAUUCGGGACGUGUGCCUCUACCCUCGCUUCAUCCAGCGCUGCCGCCCCUGAGCCUCCAGGCCCAGCGGCUCCAUCCUUGCACAUCCGCACAAGCAUCUGCCCUGCAACGCAAGGCCUCGAACAAGAGAACGCCAAGAAAUUGAACAUGCAUUUCAAUGCUUAUUCAUGUGCAUGCCAGUGAUAGCUAACAACUUAUUAAUCUAAUUUUCUCUGCUGUGCAUCUGAACCGAUUACACCAUCAUGCAAGUAUCUAUUUUCCUUAAAUGUAUGUGUCCUGCAAUGCUCCAAACCUCCACCUCUGCAUCUUUGAGAAGCACUGAUUUAAAACAUGCAAACCAAACAAUAUAGCGCUUAGUUUUGGGAAUUGUUUCCCCUUGUUUGACGUCCUAAAGUGCCAAAAGUUUUCUUUUAGUUAUUUUCGGAAGAAAAAGUCAAAGCACUCUUGUAGUCAGAUCACUGUCACUAUGCUGAAAGAGUCUUAAAAAGUCUUUUGAAAAGUUAAGAA
Messenger RNA from Megalops cyprinoides (Indo-Pacific tarpon), 2149 nucleotides. RefSeq names its product asparagine--tRNA ligase, cytoplasmic-like. Lineage: Eukaryota; Metazoa; Chordata; Actinopteri; Elopiformes; Megalopidae. Gene Ontology annotation, cellular component: cytoplasm. The transcript is spliced from 15 exons. The record is from RefSeq and is a predicted model, not a curated record. Gene Ontology annotation, biological process: asparaginyl-tRNA aminoacylation. Gene Ontology annotation, molecular function: ATP binding; asparagine-tRNA ligase activity; nucleic acid binding.